GCAUACACUACUAGAUGCCAGCAUAUAUCUCCUAGUUACCACCGUGCGUGCACACUCAUACGCCUUACCCGUAUACACAGUGCCCGAGUAUGGAGGUGUGUAUGAGUGUACUCAGUUGCUUGCUCUGACUGUUUCCGUUUCGUUCGCGCCGUCGAAAAGAAAAAAGAAGGCAUGUCCGUGACCCUUCAUACGGCUUCCCGCGCGCUCGCGCUGUCGAAUGUCAUCCGCGUUACAGAUGGCCUCGGAGAACGGGAAGGUGGAGGCAGUGAGGGGGCGGGGCGCGAGGAGCGAGGACGAGCGAAUUGUCAUUGUGGAGGAUUCUGUUCGGUUCCCGUCGGCAGCGCAUCGGCGCAUCGGAGCUCACCGCCACCACAAGCCACGACAAGCCACGAAACACCACACACCAAACGGCGCCGGCAGUCCACAGCCCCUCGGCUCCGCAGCAGCCACAGCCACAGCCCUGCCCAGUACCGCAGACCCCCCCAUCAAAAUUUCCAACCCCACGAAAAUAGACUCCGCCGUGAUCGAUAUUACUCCGCGUCGAUUAGUCGCCAGGCACGGCCUACGGUACUAUACACUUCGAAGAAUCGAAGUUCGUUCCAUGGAUUCCUGGAACCCCAUCGCGCACCCGACCGAGGCCAUUUGGUUGCGGCGAUUGAAAUGCUGCACUUCGCUUGCCGGGCACGGUGUCGAGUACAUAGAAAUCCGCACCUCGACACGGACAUCUGUCGCUCACCGCCCCAGAUCCCCCCCAUCCCCCCGGAGUAAGCAAUUGAUGAUCGAGAAGGCUCCCGCCCGCACCAGGCGUGACACACCGAUUUGCGAUCCGCGCGAGCCCCUUUGCCUACUUGCUGCUUGCUCUGUUUCCAGACAUCCUCCAAACCCUCCCCCCUCCCCCCGGGAGUCACCGUACGUACCCGGACGACUCCAACGCAGCGGCAACUAGCCAUUGGGCCCCCCCUCAGAUCCCGCCCUGUCGCCCCGCAGCGUCAUUCGUGUCCCCACGCUCUCAUCGGCUGCGAUCCUCACUUCCUGUGUCUCCUGGCUGGAGCACCUCGAAUACCUCGAACACCUCGAACACCUCGAAAACUCCUCCUCCUCCUCCACUCUACACACUCUACUUACUCUACUCUAGACCAACC
Molecule: messenger RNA, 1142 nt
Organism: Tricharina praecox
Lineage: Eukaryota; Fungi; Ascomycota; Pezizomycetes; Pezizales; Pyronemataceae
Exons: 1
Coding region: 218-946 (242 amino acids)
Source: RefSeq, a predicted model, not a curated record